AUGGCGGGACUUUCACAAGAAGAUCGCAACAUUAUCAAGAACCAUCCUCUAGCCAACCUAGUCGAUCCUUUACGAGACGCGCUUCAGGAAGCCAAAAGACAAUAUGAGUCUGAUGGCGCUGAUGAGAGCCAGGACCAGCUCUAUCGAAAUGCGAUUUCAAAACUCCUCUCUGCUUUACAGGGAGAGGAAGCGGCGCUCAAUAUGCGCUCACGAGCAAGCGAUGGAAAUGUGGCUUCUGAUAUAGCAAAUCUGUUUACGAGCCUUCAGCGGGCCAACUUCGGCUACAACCACUACAGCCGGCUGGUACAUCUGGUCAUCCAAAGGUUUCCCCCCACUGAAUCCCAGAACGUCGAAACCUGGAACUUCAACAUCUGGAACGCUGUCUUUGUUCUUAUUGACGCUGUCUCGCGAGGCACUCCCCCUCCUCCUUCUCAUCCUACAUCAUCGAUCCAACAGACGCCCUGGCUGCGCAACACUAACAGUUUCGUCAAUUCUACAGAAUAUCGAAAGCACGUUGACAUUGUGCUGAAGGAGGAGCUUGGAGAGAUACAUGUUGACAUCCCUAAAUUCUUUGACGCGUACUUUGGAGACAUUCCACAACUCACUGCAAUUUCACAAGCGGUGUUGAAAGAGUGUGAGAAGGGAGACAGCCCACUUUACUGUGAAGAGAAGGGCUGGAAAGGCUGGCCUGAACUUGCGGCAGAACGAGAUGUUCUGACAUGGCUGACUAACAUCAUUGCUGAGCUUGUACGAUUCGCCGAAGCACAAGAACUGUCAUGGAAGAUCGACCGCAGACCUCUCGCACAGCCAAGCCAGCCACUACAAGGGUCUGUCGCGGAGAGAAAGCUCGAUAUCGGCUUUGUCGAUGAUAUGACGGCCACAGAGGACUCCAGAUGCCGCUGGUCGCAGAUUCUUGUGCCAGGGGAGCUGAAGAACGACCCGAAAUACGACAGGAAAUCUGGAACAUGGUUUGAUCUUGGCAGGUACGCCCGAGAGGUCCUUGCUGCGCAGGACACCCGUUGUUUCGUGCUCGGGUUCACUCUCUGCGGGCCAUUCCUGCGACUAUGGAACUUUGACCGCCUGGGCGGGAUUGCGUCGGAGGAAUUCAACAUCAACCAGGACGGCCUUCAAUUUGUGUCUGUUAUCCUUGGAUUCCUCUUGAUGAGCCGGAAGCAACUUGGGUUUGAUCCCACCAUCAUCGCGACCGGGACCGAACGCUAUAUCGAGAUUGAAAAGAACGGUACGAAGGAACGGCUGAUUAUCGAUGGGAUUGUUGGACGAGCAUGCUGUGUUGCCGGGCGAGCCACAACCUGCUGGAAGGCAUAUUGUGAGACAGACAAAUCACGGACGCCGCUGGUUGUCAAGGACUCCUGGCAGUAUCCGGAACGCACUGAGGAAGGAGAGUUGCUGCGAGAGGCGAUGGCGAAGGGGGUCAAGAAUGUUGCGAGGUAUUAUCACCACGAGACCGUUCGCAUUGACGACAAGGAUGAUGAUGUCUUAGCUAUCCGAAAGGGCCUCAGUAUUCCGAUUUCGCAAGAUGAGAGGGGUGGCUUUAAGGCGACAGUGCAGCGUAGUAGGUCUCAAAGGGGACAAAAGAGCCAGAGCAGCACCGCCGGCCAGAAGCGAUCCUCUGACUGCGUGGAUACAGCAUUUCCUCCUCCCCCCAGUAAACGUUUCCAGUCAAGUUCUCCGUCCAAAUUUGCCGGCCGCUCUACCCCAUUCAAUCGAGUUCACCGCCGUGUCGUUAUCCGGGAUUAUGGGAAACCAAUCUAUGAGAGUAGCUCGAAGGCCACACUUCUCACUGGACUAGCCGGCUGCAUUGAAGGAUACAUGUCGCUCCAUGAUGAGGCUGGCCUCAUCCAAUGUGAUGUUUCCCCCCGCAAUCUGAUGGUGAAUGAGGACAAGGACAAUCCUUCAUGGCCUGCCUUUCUGAUCGACCUUGACCUGGCAAUCAAGGUACAACGGGAUGGGUCUUCCGGCGCACGGGGCAAGACUGGCACCAGGGCGUUCAUGGCCAUCGGUGUUUUGUACGGUGAAAAGCAUUGUUUCAUGCAUGAUCUAGAGUCGUUCUUCUGGGUCCUGUUCUGGAUAUGCAUUCACUAUGACGGCCGUGGCAAGGGGAGCAGUGUUGAAGAGUUUGAGAAAUGGAAUUAUAUGAAUACUGGAGAGCUGGCUCGCGCAAAAAAAGGAGUGAUAAGUGAUGAGGGUGAUUUUCUCAGACUUGCUGAAGACUAUUUCACGCCCUACUAUCAAUCGUUGAUCCCUUGCGUCAACCGGUUGCGGCGCCUUGUCUUUCCAGACGGCGGACGCAUGCAUUCGAGUAAGAGUGAGGAUGGACAUGAUUUUUUUCUAGGCUCCGUUGACAUUCCAACACCAGUUUCUUCCGAGCGUGACCCCGCACAACAGUUUAUGGAGGGUUGA
Messenger RNA from Histoplasma mississippiense, 2421 nucleotides. RefSeq lists its product with no specific name. The transcript has 3 exons. The record is from RefSeq and is a predicted model, not a curated record. Lineage: Eukaryota; Fungi; Ascomycota; Eurotiomycetes; Onygenales; Ajellomycetaceae. Bases 1 to 2421 code for a protein of 806 amino acids.